This is a messenger RNA of Branchiostoma floridae (Florida lancelet), 2563 nucleotides long. RefSeq names its product RNA-binding protein MEX3B-like. The coding region runs from base 183 to 1766 and encodes 527 amino acids. The record is from RefSeq and is a predicted model, not a curated record. Lineage: Eukaryota; Metazoa; Chordata; Leptocardii; Amphioxiformes; Branchiostomatidae. The transcript is spliced from 2 exons. Gene Ontology annotation, molecular function: RNA binding.
GUUUGAGAAGCAGUACAGAAGCAGACAUUUUACCGCGCUAGGCCAGCACUCUAGAAGGCGAGGCCAGGCGAUACACACGUACGGACAUUUCCCCCUAAACUGUGCAAACCACUCUAUUUUUGUAUGUCGAACCGAUAGAACUUUAGCUGUUUCUAUUCCCUCUCCUGCUCCUCUCCCCUAUAAUGCCGAGCUCGCUGUUCCCGGACAUGGAGCCUGCUAACGGGGGAGCCCCCACGUCGAUGGGAAGCCAGGAUGAAGCGCGGGCGCUGCAGCUGGCCGUGGACCUCGCCAUGCUUGGGCUCAGCGUAGGUGGCGACCAAGAUGAUAAGAUGUCCAAUUCUGGCUUCGACAACGAUGCGCGGAACCGAAAGAGCAGCAACAUGACCGAAUGUGUGCCUGUGCCUAGCUCGGAGCACGUCGCCGAGAUCGUCGGAAGGCAAGGUUGCAAAAUCAAGGCGUUGAGAGCCAAGACGAACACGUACAUCAAGACGCCUGUUCGAGGAGAAGAGCCCGUCUUCGUUGUGACGGGGCGGAAAGAGGAUGUAGCCAUGGCCAAGCGGGAGAUCAUGUCUGCCGCCGAGCACUUCUCUCAGAUCCGAGCGGCUCGUAAGAACAACAUGAACAUGGGUCCAGGGCCGAAUCCAAACCAGCCGGGACAGAUCACUAUCCAAGUCCGCGUGCCGUACCGUGUUGUGGGGCUGGUGGUGGGGCCAAAGGGUGCCACCAUCAAGCGCAUUCAGCAGCAGACGCACACUUACAUCGUGACCCCGUCCCGAGACAAAGAACCCGUGUUCGAGGUGACCGGCAUGCCUGAGAAUGUCGAUCGCGCGCGGGAGGAGAUCGAGGCACACAUCGCCAUGCGGACCGGAGGCCUCAUCGAUCCUGUCGGCGACCCUGACGACUUCCACCGUAACGGCACCGAAACGCCUCUCGACCACUUCGGCACAGCAGCCACCGUUAAUGACCACAACAACUACAUCCCCAAAGGGACCCCAGGCCAUACCAAUAACUAUCACAGCAGUAGCAAUAACAUUCUUCCUCGCAACCUCUCAGAGCCUUCCAACUUCUUCAAGUUUCCAGGCACAAAUGGCAGUGGAACUGUUCCUGACUUCAACCCCAAUAAUUACACCAGCAGCAAUGGCCUGGCCUUUGACACCUUCAACAACUUCACUCCUGGAGACGACCGAGAUCUGGGCAUAGGUGAGUCUCCACCCUUUGACCCCGCACCUGCACCCCCUACCAACAUGUGGGCCCCGCUGGAUCUGGUGCCCAACAGCCGCAGUGGCAGCAGUGUGACUGCAGCCCUGUUCGGCAGCAAUGCAGCCAAUGGCACCAUCCCCAAUGUGCAACGCCGCAGCAGCAGUAUUAGUGGUUCGUCGGGCCACCCCCGCCUGUCCCCAACACUGUCGGAUUCCAACGAGCAUCCCACAGCACGUCGUGUUCGCAGUGACCCCCUGAGCGGUGGACCCACCAUGUUCACCCCUCUGCCAGGCUCAGGUUUCUCUACCUCCGUGUCAAGUGUGCAGUCUGGUUCCUCCACCUCCAUCUCGAGCAGCCCGACCGACUCCACAGGAUCCCUCCCGCCGCGUUCCAAGAACAAGAAGGAUUGCAUGAUCUGCUACGAGAGCGAGGUGGUCGCCGCCUUGGUGCCGUGUGGUCACAACCUGUUCUGUAUGGAGUGUGCCAACCGUCUGUGUGAGAAAAAGGAUGCAGAGUGCCCAGUGUGUCAUACCACUAUAUCUCAGGCAAUUCGUAUAUUUUCCUAAGCUUUAUAUUAUAUAUUGUUUACAUAAACAUGCUUAAGAAAACCACACAAAAAUAUCCAAUUUCAAAUUUUGACUAUGAAGAUGGACAAGGCUUAACCUAUAACAAGUCCAAAAGUAUAUAUAACUACAAAUAUUUUAUUCUUUGAGCGUAUACAAAGUCUAUUUCAUACUAAAGAUGUUUACAGAAAUAAAGUUUAAUUUAAUUUCUAAUUUCAAUCAGAUGAGAGUAUGUCGCUGGGUUGAAGACUUUAUCAUUAGAAUGGCCUGUACUUGGCUUGUAACAUGUAGUUGCAUUUUAAUUAGUGAUUAUUGAAUAUUAGAGGACAUUCAGUUGUGAUAUGGAUGUGGAUGAGAAAGACUCAAAUGAGAUUUGGUUUCAAAAUAUAUUUUACCCAGCAAAUAUUUUAUAGGCUGUAUGCAGAUAGACUUAUUUUAUUCUAUAUGGAUGAAUGAUGCCCAAAAUGGGAUACCCAAAGUGAUUCAGAGACAAGCUAUUGCUUUCUAACAUUUGUAUAAAAUAGCUACACAUGCCGAUACGAUAAUUUCGUUGCACCAUAGUCUAGGCAUGUACUAUUUUAAUAUAUUAUUUACAACAGUUUAUGUAUAUCUAGGUGUGAAACAUGACCGCAAAUAUACUAUGGAGAAAAAGUUUACUAAAUACAAAAUAUUUUUUAUUUUGGGCCUGGUAACCAUGUUUGGCCAGAUAUACUAAUAUUAUUAUAUUUGUUGAGACUUGAGGAUUAUAAAAUUGUAAGAGUUUUAUUUUUCUGCCAUUAAAGUUGUAUUACAAUAAAUGA